This is a messenger RNA of Drosophila montana, 6789 nucleotides long. RefSeq names its product Suppressor of Triplolethal (gene Su(Tpl)). The record is from RefSeq and is a predicted model, not a curated record. Gene Ontology annotation, molecular function: cis-regulatory region sequence-specific DNA binding. Gene Ontology annotation, cellular component: transcription elongation factor complex. Lineage: Eukaryota; Metazoa; Arthropoda; Insecta; Diptera; Drosophilidae. Gene Ontology annotation, biological process: transcription elongation by RNA polymerase II; snRNA transcription by RNA polymerase II; positive regulation of transcription elongation by RNA polymerase II.
UCACAAACGCACUCGCAACCGCAACCGACGAUAACGCCGCGUGAAGUGGGCUGCUUUGGAAAUUUUACGAUUCAUUGUUGCUUGGACGUGGCAGCCAUGACGUGAUUUCUGACUUUGACUAAGAAAAUUUUUUGUUAAAAUUACAUUUGUAAAUUAUAGAAAAUUAACUUAAGGGGAAUACGUGCAUUAUUAAGCCAGCAACAAGAGCUCAAUUAAGUGUAAAAUAUAAUGUGUGUGAAAACUAUUGAAAUUUAUAAAAAGUUAUUGUUGUAGAGUGAAACUAAAAGCAAAUGCGUAAUAUAAAUUAAAAGCAACAAAUCAGAAAUUGAGGAGAGCACAACUACAAUACAACAACCACCAGCAACAACUAUAAAAAACAACGCAUCAAUUAUUUAUCAAGCUGCAGCAACAAAAACUAAGUAUGCAAAAAUACUUGUAAAUUGUAAAAGUGAUUCUGACUUAAAUUGGACACUAUUUUUAUAGAACAACCAUCAGCCAGCGGUAGCAACAAUAUUAACAACAAUAAAGUCAUCGUCCGAUUGAGUAGCACCAGAAAACCCCCGCACUUGCUAUCGAUUGCGCGUCAAACCGAUAUAUACACAGUUUUCAACACUGUUCGGCCGAACAGCGAGCACAGCUGAUUGUGCCUGGUUGGCUGUUGUGUUUUUUGGGUGAGCGCGGGGCACUGAAAGGUUUUCUGCGUGCCGAGCGACCGAGAAAUAACAGUAUAACAACAGCAUCAGCUACUACUGUGUGUGACGUGGUGGAAAUACAACAACAAGACACACACGACCACAUCGUGCAGGUGGCAGUUUAGAACAGCUGUUUCAACACAUCAAAACUAAAAAAAGCCACUGAAAUCUACAAAACGCUGUCGACUGUUAAAUGUAAAUACAUUCACAUAAACAUACCUAUUCUUUUCCAACAGUGGUGAGAUAAUUACACACUCGUAUACAUUCAACAAAAAUAACAACAAGAACCAAAAACUAAAACAACAAUCAGUUGCCAUUGGCCCCCAGGCUUCUACGUCACAUUCGAGAUCAGGAGUGGUGCCAGCAGCGACGCAUUCAACAUUAUCUUGCAACAGCUCUAAUCAAAGCGUGUUCGGCAACAAAGAACACAACUACAACAACUUCCAGUUACCGUUGCUUCCAUCAUAAGCUUCUUCCGCGCAAAAAAACAAAAAAAACCCUUUAAUUUAUUGUUCAACACUGGCGCGCUAGCCAAAAACUAACAUUUGCCAUUUGCCACGCAAACGUCACAGCGACUAAGCAGCUAACUUAACAGCAAAUACAACGCGUAGUUCAAGUAAUUAACGAAAACAAAAUACAAAAAAAAAAAUCAAAUUAUCAUUGUGAUCAUCAUCAUCAUCAACAAAAACUUUUGAGGGGGGCGGACACGUUAUGAGCAAUUCGAUUGCAUCAACAAAAUGCCUGCCCAAUGUCUCGCUCUCGUCCGGAAAUUAUGGUAUGUCACAAAGCCACCGUUACACCGAUGAUAGAAAGGAGUACAUAUUCCUUAAGCUUACCGACUCUGCCUUCCGUGCCAUCGAGGAAUAUCAAAGAAACGAGAAUGCCAAACGCCUGGCGCCCGGUCAGUGCGCAAAAAUCCAAUGCAAUGGCAACACUGGCGUCAUACACUUCCCGCUGCCAAGCAGCGAUAACAAUUCUGUUAAUAACGGCAGCGGCAGCGGGAUGGAAAGCGGACGUAAAUUUGGCUUCACCAUUGACGAACUGGAGGGCACAUUGGAGUGCAUACAGCAGCAGCAUCAGGAACUUGAUGUCCUUGGUGCACUGGCGCGACGAAUGCGAAUUCAUGCCAACGAUGAUGUCUACGAUACGACGCGAACCAAAAUGGCUCGGGCCGAGGAGACGGAGAAAAGUAAAUGUAUACGCGAGAUCAAGCCAAAUCAAUCGGAUAUUGGGCGUAAGGUGAAGAAGCCGGCCUCGGCAUCAUCACAUCACAGUGGGAACAACAACAACAACAGCAACAAUAGCAACAGCAACAGCAGCAAUAGUUUUAACAGUAACAAUAGUCGUAAGUUAGUUUCAUCGCCAUUUAAUGGCCUGACGUCAUCAUCAGUUGCAGCAGCAACAGCAAUCACAGUCGCCUCACGCUCGCCCAAUCCCAACACGUUGGGUGCCAGCGGCACAGUCAAUGGCAGCCGCAGCACAGCCCUGGCCAACACAUUCGCCAACGGUAUCUCACAGGGCUAUGCGCUAAGCGGCAGCUCGCCCCGAGAGAACAGCACAACAGCAACUAUUGCGGGCACAGCAGCAGCAGCAGUUGGAUCAUUCAACAGCAGCAGCAGCAACAGUAACAGUAACAGCAACAGCAACAGCAAUGGACGCAAUAAAAUGCUCAACGGCAGCGGCAACAACUCGCGCAGUGGCAAUGCCAAAUCGGGUGGUGCAGGCGGCGGCGGCGGAGGUGGGGCAGGUGGAGGUAAUGGCAACAAAAUGUCUGAUGUAUCGCGGCGCAGCAUUCGCGAGCGUUUAAUACAUUUGCUGGCAUUGAAGCCCUUCAAGAAGCCGGAGCUGUAUGCGCGCCUCAAGAACGAGGGCAUCAAGGAUCGGGAGCGCAAUCUAAUUGGCAAUAUACUCACGGAUAUAAGCACCAUGUCUCAUAAUACGUUCAAUUUGCGCCGCCAGAUAUGGAACGAUGUCGACGAGAAUUGGCCGUUCUUCAGCGAACAGGAGCUGCAGCAGCUAAAGCGUCGCAAGCCGCAGAAUCUGACGCCGCCCAUGAGCUCCGAUGCGGGCAGCUCGACCUCCGGACAGAGUCCAACGUCCACCCAUACGGGCAGCCCGCCGCCGUUGCUGCUGAUGCCACCAAAUGUGGGCCAGCAAUCGUUGGGCAACCACAACGGCGGGCCCGGCAAUGGCGGCAACAGCCUGAAGCGGAGCAGCAUCGAGUACGAUGAAAUGUUCAGCACGGUUCAUCCGAAGAAGCAGCGCAUCAGUCAUUACAACAGGGAAUCGGGCGGCAGCAGCGGUCCACAGUUUACAGCCGCCCCCGCUGGCUGCCCCGUGGCCAACUCUGGUACGUCCUACCGCAGUCGAAGUGCUGCCUAUACACCGCCGCAGCGGCAGCACCCGCAGCUGGAUGAGCAGAGCAGCAACGACUUGACCUACAGUGUGCUGGACAACAUGGACGAGUUCAGGAGCAUGACAGCAGCAGCGGCUGUUGGUGAACAACAACAGCAACAACAGCAGCAGCAGCAGCAGCGCAGCAGCAGCAGCAGCAACAGUCGACGUGGCAGCGGCGGCUCCUCGAAGCAGAGCAGCAGCAGCAAUGGCAACGGCAACGCGGACAAACGCAACUCGACGGGCAGCAACUCGAGCAGUUCCAGUGGCUAUGAGACCCAGCUGGAGCGCAACAGUCGCCAGUCGGCGGCGCAGUCGACGGCGGCGGCGGCUGCGGCGGCACACAGUCGAAAAUCCUCAACAACGCCGCCCAAAUUAGCUGCCAGCUUUGUGCCAGCAACAACAACAGCAGCAGCAGCCGCAGCCACGCAGCAACUUCAGCAACAACAACAAGCGCACGAUGAGUACAAUUCAUACAACAACAACACGCAUGCCGCGUCCAAUAGCAAAAAGCGCACGAGUAGCAGCAACAGCAACGGACAACGUCAGCGCAGCAACAACAACAGCAACAACAACAACCACGUCUAUCAACAGCAGCAGCAGCAACAGUUGCAGGCACCAGUGCAGCAGCAGCAGCAGCACCAACAACCACAACAGCAGCAGCAGCAACAACAGCAGCAGCAGCAACAACAGCAGCAGCAGCAGCAGCAACAACCUUAUCAUAAUCGCGAGUCGACAAGCAAAAGCGCAACUGGAAGCGGCGGCAAUCAGACGACGACGGCCAAACAUCCGUCGCCUACACAGCAGCUGGCAGCGGCUGCCCAUGCGUACGCGGCGGCGACAGCGGAUGCGGAUGCGAAUGCCACGCCCCGUUAUGACUUCAGCCAAUAUGCGCCCAUACGCACGCUGGAGGUGCGCAGGCGCUACAAGACUGAAUUCGAGAGCGACUACGACGAGUAUCGCAAAUUGCUGACCAGCGUCGAGGAUGUGCGCAACCGGUUCCAGGAUCUCUCCAAGCGUCUGGAGGGCGCCAGGCGACGCGGCGGCGGCGACUACGAUCAAAUCAAGCGGCAAAUUGUCAGCGAAUACGAGCGCAUCAACAGCGAUCGCAGCAUACACAAGGACAAGCUGAGAUUUGAUUACUUGCACGCCAAGCUGGCCCACAUCAAGCAGCUGGUAAUGGACUAUGACAAGACUUUGAUGAGUGCCACAGCAGCAACAUCAGCAAUGCCCGAGGCAACAGCAGCCGCAGCGGCAGCAGCAGCCCAAGCAGCGGCGGCGGCAGCAGCAGCUGAAGCCCAAGCAGCGGCGGCGGCAGCAGCGGCACGUUUGGCGGAAAGCAGCAACUGCAACAGCAACAUGCAACAGCAGCAGCAGCAGCAGCAACAUCAUGCAGUGGAAACGAUACAGCAACAGCAACAUUUCAUCAACAACAACAACAGCAUCAACAUCAGCAACAACCACGAGAGCGACUCGGAUGACAGUUCCGGCAGCUCCGAUUCCAAUGAUGAUGAUGAUGACGAUGAAGAUUGCGAUGAUUCCAACUCCAACACUGACGAUGACGAACCCUACUGAGAAUAAAUGAAUCAAACAAAGCUACUUCUUGAUAAAACGAUAAACGAAACAACAACAAAACAAACAACAAAACAAACAACAAAUAAACAAGCGGCGGCUGCAGUUGCAGUUGCAACCAAUGUAAAAAGGCAAAAAAAGAAACUAUUAUACAUAAAUAUAUAUUAUUAUAUAAAUAUAUAUAUAUUACACACCUAAUAUAGUAAAAAGCAACACCAACAACAACAACAAAAACAACAAAAAACAAAGCGUUCUAAAAAAACACUUGUACUAAGAUGAAAGUAAAAACAAAACAACAAAAAAAUGUUAAAGUUAUGUUAACAAUUAAACACAAAACAAACGAAAGGAAGGAAGAAAAACUAUUUGCAAAAAGCGGCGUAAAAAGCAAAAUAAAAGCACGCAUAUAUUUUAUAAAAAGAAAAAUAGAAAAAAUCACAAAAAAUCAAUAUUUUUUGUACACUUGAAAACUGAGUAAAAGGAAAAUGUCAAGUUUUAUAUUUGUUUUUUAUGCGUAUUUUUUUUUUCCAUUUUUAACGUUUCGUGUGUAAUAAUAAUUAAAAUAUUAUCAAGCAACUUUUUAAAUAUAUACUUUUAUAUAUAUACAUAUAGAGAGCGUAUGUUUCUUCAUUUGAAAGCACUCGAGAAAAACUCUUUUUCUAUUUAAAUUGUUUCCUUUUUUUUGUUUAACAACAAUCAUUUGUUACAAACACACGCAUUCUCUCAUUAUUAUAAUUAUUAUUUCUUGUUUUUCUUUUUUUUUUGUCGUUUUUAUAUAUAUAUACUGCUUGAGUAUAUAAUUUCCUACGACCCAUCCCAUAUCCCAUAUUCCCCAUGCACUCUGAUAUAUAUUAUACCGGGAACAACAAUAAUAACAUAUGAUUUUAUGCACGCACAGUGUGCCAAGAACAAUUUGUUUUUGUGUUGCGCCUGUGCAGCUCUGGCAAUACAUAUACACACACACACACACACACAGAUUCACACACACACACACACAUCUUUAUAUAUAUAUAUAUUCUUGUUGUGGUGUUGCAUGCGGGCGUGCCUCUUUAACAAUAGACUGAACUUUUAAACGGCUUGUUAAUUUUUGCCUAAUUGUAGCAGCUUGUGUAGAAAAAUUUCAUUUAAUUUUUAGUUUCUUUUUGUAAAUUGUUUAAAUAUUUAAUUUUUUGUUAUAUAAUAUACUUCUUUCUCUCUUUUUUUUUUUUUGUGUGUACACGAAAUAUAAAUUUGUUUUAGAGCGCAUUUUGUUUUCUUCUAAUUGGCCAAAACAUGUUUCGAAGCAAUCAAACAAUUUAUUAUUUCGUUUGCCCCAUUUAAGACAAGGUUUUGCUCAAAAACAUAAAACUAUUAAAACGACAAAGGAGUUCAUAAAUUUACUAAGCAAAUGAGUUAUAGACAUGAUUGUGCGGUUGUAUCAGAGCCCCAGAAAAAAAAAGAAGAAGAUGUUUCUAGUUUUUUGGAACAACUUUAAAGCACGUUACAGACGCUUCCUUACAAAUAUUUACGCAUAGGGAAUCAAAAUAUCAAGUCAAAUAUUUUGCUUGAGAAAUUAUUCAAUAAUUUGCUGAAACACCUUAGUGUCCAAAAACAAAAAAAAAAGCAAAUAAAAAAUUAAAUAAAAGAUUAAAACACACACAAACAAAAUUGUAAGUAAAAGAAAGAACCGACAAAUCCUUUUGUUAGCUAUUUCGUUGCAAUAUUUUUUAUAUACCAUAUUUAAGUGUAGUAGGAACAAAACAAAAGAAAAGAAAACAAAACAAACGAAACGAAAAGGGAAAAUCAAAUGAAACAAUGAGAUCAAGUUGCAAAAAAUCAAGCGUUUAAAAUCGAUUUGUAGCAAUUACAAAACAACAAACAAAUGAUAUAUACAAUUUAUAUACAACAAAAAACUAUAUAUAUAUAUAUAUACCUAUAUACAACAAUGACAUUUGAUAAGUGAGAAUGAGACGGGGGGGAAAAUCUUACUAGUUUUAUAUUCAUAAAUGCCACGCCCACACACCACAGACAAAGCACACUCACAUACACCCACACACAACCACACACACACACAUAAACUAAUCUACUGCAAUUUGAAAGAAGAAGAAAACUUAUUAUUGAUAAACAAAAAACAAAAACAACAAAAAAAAAAGAA